UUUUCCCCAAAAAUAACAAAAAAUAAAAAACAGCAAUUUCUAUAUAAAUCCCCGCUUUCAAUUCUUCCUACCCUCAUUUGACAUUUCUCUAUCCUCUGUCUAUUUCAUUAAUCCUCUUUUUCUUUUUGCAGAUUAAUUUAAUCAGUUUCGAUUUUUGUUUCUGGAAAAUUUCUGUGUGUAUAAAUUCUUGUAUCCAACAAUGUCGACAGAAAACGAGAGAGAGACUCAGGUUUACUUGGCUAAACUAGCCGAACAAGCUGAACGUUAUGAAGAAAUGGUAGAAUGCAUGAAGACAGUAGCAAAAUUAGAUGUUGAGUUGACUGUGGAGGAAAGGAACCUCCUUUCUGUGGGUUACAAAAAUGUCAUUGGUGCUCGAAGAGCCUCUUGGCGUAUUAUGUCUUCAAUUGAACAGAAAGAAGAGUCAAAAGGAAAUGAAAAUAAUGUCAAGCUCAUAAAGAAUUACCGUCAAAAGGUAGAAGAUGAGCUGACUAAGAUCUGUCAGGACAUUUUGGCUAUCAUAGAUGCACAUCUAGUUCCUCAUUCUAGCAGCAGAGAAGCCACUGUUUUCUACUACAAGAUGAAAGGUGACUACUUCCGCUAUCUUGCCGAGUUUAAGUCAGAUCAAGAAAGGAAGGAAGCUGCUGAACAGUCACUCAAGGGCUACGAGGCGGCUUCUGCCACAGCAAAUACGGAUCUACCUUCAACCCAUCCCAUCCGUCUUGGUCUUGCUCUAAACUUCUCUGUCUUCUACUAUGAGAUUAUGAACUCUCCAGAAAGGGCAUGUCAUCUGGCCAAGCAAGCAUUUGAUGAAGCCAUUGCUGAAUUGGACACUUUGAGUGAGGAAUCAUACAAAGACAGCACCUUAAUUAUGCAGCUAUUGAGAGACAAUCUCACUCUAUGGACCUCUGACUUGCCCGAAGAUGGAGGUGAGGAGAAUUCCAAGACCGAGGAAUUGAAACCUGCAGAGGCUGAAGCACAGUAGUGAUCUAACCUACUCAUUGACGAGAUUCUGUAAACGAUGUGGCUUGAACUCCUUUCUCCAAAGUCCAAAGGCAAUUGUUGUAUUGGCGACGUUUAAAGUAUAAAAACUGCAGUUUUGUACUGCUGUAUAAGCUGCAAGAGAAUCAUUGAAAAGCCUCUUAUCUGCUUUCAUCCUACAUUGUUUUUUGGUUUUGGUUAUUAUGUAAAAUUUAAAGAGCAUGUAUGCGCAAUUGUAAGCUCUUUUAUAUUGCAAUUGCAUGUCUUUUUUCUUUGAUUUGAAACCCAUAUUCAUGUAUUCAUUAGAUUCUUCGACACAUGAUUUUGUUUUGGAAUGGCAUUCUUUAUUGCAUCUAAUUAUAUUUUUUGUUCAACAAGCGAGAAAUCAAAAGCUCAUUUUCAGGACAUGUAUUGUUGACAUAUAAACUGAAAAUUGAGUUUGGUUUAACUUGGAGAACAAGUACUACUUUCUAGGAAAUGUU
This is a messenger RNA of Amaranthus tricolor (Joseph's coat), 1460 nucleotides long. Its product is annotated as 14-3-3-like protein GF14 iota. The record is from RefSeq and is a predicted model, not a curated record. Gene Ontology annotation, biological process: signal transduction. Lineage: Eukaryota; Viridiplantae; Streptophyta; Magnoliopsida; Caryophyllales; Amaranthaceae. The transcript is spliced from 7 exons. Bases 200 to 982 code for a protein of 260 amino acids. Gene Ontology annotation, cellular component: cytoplasm.